This is a messenger RNA of Cucumis melo (muskmelon), 403 nucleotides long. RefSeq names its product dolichyl-diphosphooligosaccharide--protein glycosyltransferase subunit 4A. The record is from RefSeq and is a predicted model, not a curated record. Bases 120 to 233 code for a protein of 37 amino acids. The transcript has 2 exons. Lineage: Eukaryota; Viridiplantae; Streptophyta; Magnoliopsida; Cucurbitales; Cucurbitaceae.
UGCAUAGAAUAGAAACGAGGUUUUUUCCGUAUCCUACACCGUCAUCUCGAAGAAUUUCGUCGUCGGAUCGGAUCUUCUCUUUCACUUCCUGUUUCUCUCUCAAUCAAUCAGAUCGGAAGAUGAUUGACGAUCAGGAGUUAGGUUUUCUUGCCAAUUUCCUCGGCAUUUUUAUCUUUGCUUUAGUGAUUGCCUACCAUUACGUUACGGCUGAUCCGAAAUAUGAAGGCAACUGAGAUGUCGUUGAAUCAGAUCCCUAGGUCAAUCGGUAAAAUGCAUUACUGUUAGGUGUAUACCGUUUUUUUAUCUGUAUGUUAGGUUUUCCCUUUUUUUUUUUGAGGAUUUUCUAAUCAAUGUAAGCAACCUUUUAACAAUGAAAUCGUAACUUAUUCUCAUGAUUUUUUCA